GGAUGUACAGCAACGUGUAUAACUCGAGAUCUGUAUUUUUUUAACAUAGUGUCAGGAGAACUUUAAUGCAGACUUUCUAAACGAACAAGCGUGUCAGAUUGUAGUACGUGCAGACAUGGACGGAUUGUGGUGAAUAUAAGUGGUUCAUUAAUGAAAUGCUUAAGGCGGUAACCAUCAUCUGCUUAAAGUCAAUGAUUUGUGCUUUGGGGAAAGUAGUAUGGUGAUAUUUUAAUGAGUAGCACAAUACAUAGGCCCGCGGGCAGUGACGACAAUAUUACCACUCGUCACUGUACUGUCAUUUACCAGUGAAUAAUAUGUAAUUUAACAGUCGCAUCCAUCAUUUGUCUUAAGUGAAUUGUGAUAAGUAAAGGAAAUAGUGGCGAACAAUUUGGAGAUAAAAUUCAAAAACGGAUUUUAUACGAUAAGGGUUUCUCUAUUAAAUACAAUAUAUGAUGCGGUGUGAGAUAUAUUCAAGACAGUAAGCGGUGAAAACAUCGCAGUUUGACCUCAGGAGGAUUUUAAGCGAAAGCUGGCAGACAUCUACGAUUCAUUUAGCGGAAAUGGAUCAUUCGGCCCACACGUACAUCGCCCAGCUGCACGGGGACCACGACCACCAUAGCAACCACGCGGAUCACCAUGCCAACCACGCGGACCACCAUAGCAACACGCACGAGUACCAUGUGGUCAACGGGGACGCGGGUCAAGGUCACGCGGGGCACGUAGAUCACAGCCUUCACGCUGAUCACCACCUGGCCUAUUUCACCACAAAAAUCAACGCCACUAUGCUGUUCGAGCAGUGGGUCCUCAACUCCCCCGGAAACGUGUUUCUGGCGUGUCUGUGCACGUUUAUCCUGGCGAUCGGUUACCAGGGAACCAAGUGGUUCCGCCAAUACCUACACGUGCAUUGGCACUACAAGGGGAAAAUCCACACAAUACAGAGCAAGGAGCACUUGUUACAGACGGUCCUGUAUGUGACUGAGUUCUUAGUUAGUUAUCUUCUCAUGCUGAUCGUGAUGACGUACAACGUCUGGGUGUUUCUAGUGACAAUAAUCGGCAUAACCCUGGGUUACUUCCUUCUCGCCUGGCACAAGGAGUUUAACCCCAUGUCGGCGGCCCAGUGCGCGGAAACCUGCCCAAAUCGCCUGGACAGCAAGAACAUGAAGUACAAGCGGAACCCCUCGUCACAGGAGUUAAUGCCCUUAGACAGGGGUACGGACCUGGGCGCUGCAUGCGCGGGGUGUGGCAUCGAGGACGUGGAGGGUGGGAAUGAGGAGGACGGAUAGCCGGGGGUGGGGGCCCACUGGAUUAUUCGAGCAUUUAGUGCGUACACGCAGCGCUGCUAUGUGGCACCGAGGAUCAUGGUGUAAUAUGAUUGAGACAAUAAUGUGUAUGUAUUUUACUUAACACUUUCAUGUACGUUCCCAUGUGAAGCCACAUGAUUCAUGUCAAUGUGUACAAUACUCGUGCCUUUGAACUCGUUCAUCAGUUAUGUGUUCAUUUGUGUUGUGUUCUAGCUCUACAAAGUCAAUGUUGACUACACUGAAUAUUAAAUAUGAAUUAAUGCUUUCCGAGGCAUAACGGGAUCUAAACACCUACAGUAUGACAUCAAUGUCAAUUUUAUGAAUUAUCAUUUGUGCCCAUAUAUGACAACUUGCAGUAAUAUUUUUAACUUUUUAUGUGGUAUAAAAAACGUAUGCACUUAUUCAUCAUCUUGGUGGGCAUAAAAGCAGUUAAUAUAUCUUUUAACACAGUGAUAGAUCAUGUAAUUUUAGACAGUUAUAUCAUGAAAACAUUUGCUGCCCAGUAAUCUCAUUAACAGAAAUGCUGUACAAGUUGUCAUAAGUGAAAUGUGCAUGUAUUACAGAUAGAUAGAUACUUUUUAAUUCCUCCAUGAAAUGAAGAGCAAAACAUUGAUAUAUAUACAAAUAAUGACACAUAUUAUGAAUUACAUUUAACAAAAUAAUAUUCAAACAAUACGAGUAAACCAAACAUGCAUAUUAU
This is a messenger RNA of Mya arenaria, 2001 nucleotides long. RefSeq names its product high affinity copper uptake protein 1-like. Gene Ontology annotation, biological process: copper ion transmembrane transport. The coding region runs from base 561 to 1283 and encodes 240 amino acids. Gene Ontology annotation, molecular function: copper ion transmembrane transporter activity. The record is from RefSeq and is a predicted model, not a curated record. Gene Ontology annotation, cellular component: membrane. The transcript has 6 exons. NCBI's taxonomy places the organism in Eukaryota, Metazoa, Mollusca, Bivalvia, Myida, Myidae.